AUGACCAUCAACUCUACGAUGCAAACGGAAAAGGAGCGCCCCUUCAAAGUCCUCAUAGCCGGCGGCUCAAUCGCGGGCCUGACACUCGCCAACGCCCUUGCCCGCGCAAAUAUCGAUUUUCUCGUUCUUGAAAGCCAUGGUCGGAUUGAUCCGUCAGUCGGCGCUGCGUUGACAGUUCCCACCAAUGCAUGCCGAAUCCUCGAUCAAAUGGGUAUAUAUGAUGAUAUUCAAGCACAUAUUCAGCCGACCGCGGAUAUAUAUACAUACGUGGAGGAUGGCCGAUUGUUGGCGAUAAUGGAUAUGCCACGCGUUAUCUGGGAGCGUCAUUCUUACCCUAUCGCUUGGCUGACAAGGGAACAAUUGUUGAGAAUUUUGUAUGACAAUGUUCCGGACAAGAGCAAGGUACUGUUGAAUAAGAAAAUUACGAGGGUUGAUCAUUCAGAUGAUGGCGUGGUUGCACACUGCGAGGAUGGGAGUGAGUACAACGGUAGUAUGAUUGCUGGUGCGGAUGGAGUUCAUAGUACCAUUCGGGGUGAGAUGUGGAAGCAUAUGGAGGAGAGCAGGGAAUGGAAGAAGAGGGUGAAGGAAGAUAGGAAAGCUAUGGCGGCUGAAUACGCAUGCAUCUUUGGAAUAUCCCGUCCUAUGGUGGAACUAAAGCCGGGAAUUAUUUAUCGGACCUGGGGCAAGGACUUCACUACUUUUGCGAACGUCGGGGAAGGCAACCAGGUAUUUUGGGUCCUCUUCACCAAGAUGGACCGGAAGUUUCAAUAUCCUAGUGUACCGAAGUUUACGAGGAAGGAACAAGACGAGCUGGCUAAGAAAUUUAUGGAUACACAUGUUGGUGCUGGUAUUAAGUUUGGGUCGGUUUAUGAGAAUGCAACGACUUCUUCAUUUGUCCCCUUGGAGGAAGGAACAUGCAAGUCGUGGACGUGGGGUAGGUUUGCAUGUUUGGGUGACUCGGUUCACAAGACAACUCCCAACAUCGGUCAAGGUGCCAGUCUAGCUAUCGACGAUGCCGCAUCUCUAGCGAACCAUAUUGUGUCAAUUGUGAACAGCUCUGGUGGCAUGCCGUCAUCGGGCGAUAUUACUACGGCCCUCACAAAAUGGGAAGCCGGUCUACGACCAAGAGCAAAGGCAGUCUGCGAUGCAGGAGCUACCUAUAUGAGGUUAGAGGCGCUGGCGAACUGGCCGCUCAAGAUAGCUGCGCUGUACAUUGCGCCCCACGUCGGGCGUGUUUUUGCGGAUCUUCUCAGUGUUGUUGAUACUGGGGCACCAACAUUGCAUUUUCUGGCGUUGCCAGAGAGGAAGGGUGAUUCUGUGUCGACUGAGAAAGGAGAAAAUGGACGGAAAUGGAAGGUGAGCUGGUAUAUUCGAGCAUUCUGGGCUGCGAAUUUGAGAUUGAAAUGA
This is a messenger RNA of Penicillium subrubescens, 1407 nucleotides long. Its product is annotated as FAD-dependent oxidoreductase. The transcript is spliced from 4 exons. NCBI's taxonomy places the organism in Eukaryota, Fungi, Ascomycota, Eurotiomycetes, Eurotiales, Aspergillaceae. The record is from RefSeq and is a predicted model, not a curated record. Gene Ontology annotation, molecular function: FAD binding. The coding region runs from base 1 to 1407 and encodes 468 amino acids.